AUGAAAUUCGCAAUUGGAGACGACGUUGGCCAGGUCAAAGUAAUAACGACCACCCGCGGAAUCGACACCUCCGUCCAGACCUCCGCCAGAGCAAAGAUCGUCUCCUUCCUCGAGCCAAACCGCAAUGCCGCAAUCCAAGCAAUGCAGGUCCUGCGCUUCCGCGGCCGCGACGGUAUCAUCGCAGUAGCCUCAAAAGGCGGCCUAAUCCGCCUCCUCGACCCCACCGUCUUGCCGCUCGCCCCCGAGUCCGACCAGAUCCUACACACGCACCAGCUCCCCGGCGGCACCGACACCAACAUCAUUGGUCUCGGCCACACAUCCAGCGGGAUCCUCUACGCCGCGACAUCCACCGGCCACAUCGCCUUCCUCACGCAGUUUGCCGACGCCUCCAGCACCAUCGCCGUCGCCACCCACGACUUCCCCGGCGGCGGCAGCGACUUCUCCGCCGUCGGCGUGCACGCCGAGCAGCACGAUGGCGUCCCGAAAGCGGUGGCCCUCGGCGGGAAGGACCGUGAUGUUGAGAUCUGGGAGAGCUCUGUUGUGGAGGGGAAGGUGACGUGGAGGUCCGUAUGGAAGGCCAAGAACGUCAAGCCCACAAAACUCGGCCUCGAGGUCCCCGUGUGGGUCUCAAACAUCAUCUUCCUCCCCUGCUCCCCACCACCACCCCCUCCUCCAGCGGCAGCAGUACCAGGGAAGGGACGCCGCCACGCGCCGGCGCCGACAACAACAGGGGCCUACCGUCUCGCCGUGUCCACGCACCACUCGCACCUCCGCCUCUACGACACGACCGUCUCCCGCCGCCCCGUCUUCACCACGGCGCUCUCGCGCACACCAAUCCUAACGCUACACCUCCACCCGUCCACCCCCGCUGAUGCGGCCGCGCCGCUCACGUCGGGCAAGGAGGCGCCCGAGACCACGAACACGCUGCAGGAGCUGCACUUUGUGUACAGCGACAAGAACGGCGCUGCGGUGGGGGAGCUGGUGGCCGGCGUGGGGUUUGAUCGGUAUUUGUGGGUGUAUGAGGGCGCGGAGAGGGGGGUGGUGAGUAGGGUGUAUGUCAAGACGAAGGGCACGGCGGUGGUUGUGCUGGAUGGGGAGGAUGAGGUUGUGGUGGUGGAGGGGAAGAAGAAGGAUGAGGAGGCGGAGGUGUGGGAUGAGUUGGAGGAGGUCGGGGAUGGGGAGCUCGGCGGGGGGAGGAAGAUGGGGGAGGGCGAUUAUACGGAGGCUUUGGUCACGAUCAAGAGGAAGAAGAUGUCGAGACCCCGCGCCCCCGGAGGGGAUAAGAAGAGGAGGAUCGUGUAG
Messenger RNA from Morchella importuna, 1302 nucleotides. RefSeq lists its product as uncharacterized. Gene Ontology annotation, biological process: ribosomal large subunit biogenesis. The record is from RefSeq and is a predicted model, not a curated record. Gene Ontology annotation, molecular function: protein binding. Bases 1 to 1302 code for a protein of 433 amino acids. Gene Ontology annotation, cellular component: nucleolus; preribosome, large subunit precursor. The transcript has 4 exons. NCBI's taxonomy places the organism in Eukaryota, Fungi, Ascomycota, Pezizomycetes, Pezizales, Morchellaceae.